AAUUCAUCGCCUCUCUCUUUCUACUACUCCAGCCCAGUCAAACUUCUCUCGACCUCGAAGCAUCAGCCGCCGCACCAUGGCCCCCAAGGCAGCCGAGAAGAAGCCGGUGGAGAAGACCCCCGCGGGCAAGAAGCCCAAGGCGGAGAAGAAGGUGCCGGCGUCCAAGGAGGGCGGCGACAAGAAGGGGAAGAAGAAGGCCAAGAAGAGCGUGGAGACCUACAAGAUCUACAUCUUCAAGGUGCUCAAGCAGGUGCACCCGGACAUCGGCAUCUCCUCCAAGGCCAUGUCCAUCAUGAACUCCUUCAUCAACGACAUCUUCGAGAAGCUCGCCGGCGAGUCCGCCAAGCUCGCGCGGUACAACAAGAAGCCCACCAUCACGUCCCGGGAGAUUCAGACCUCCGUCCGCCUCGUCCUCCCCGGCGAGCUCGCCAAGCACGCCGUCUCCGAGGGCACCAAGGCCGUCACCAAGUUCACCUCGGCCUAGUUUCCUGGUCUGAUUCUUGUGUUCCCUUCCUGGUCCUUGUCUGAUGAAUUCUGUAGGUAGCUGUGUUCUGACAGUGUCAUGCGACAUUGUCAUCUUGUAACAGAGUUUCUGCUUGUGGGUUUGUGGCUGUUAUUCGGUCUGGUUAAAUAGUCAACUUCACCUCAUCCUAGUAUUCUCAUCUAAUGUGGUGAACUGUAGUUAGAUGUGUUCUGAAAGUGUCAUCAUGUAACUUUGUGCUGAUGGUGGCUGUUUUCAGUCUAAAUAAAUAGUCAUGUUGCUGCUAGAA
This is a messenger RNA of Triticum aestivum (bread wheat), 770 nucleotides long. Its product is annotated as histone H2B.4-like. Gene Ontology annotation, molecular function: protein heterodimerization activity; DNA binding; structural constituent of chromatin. NCBI's taxonomy places the organism in Eukaryota, Viridiplantae, Streptophyta, Magnoliopsida, Poales, Poaceae. The transcript has a single exon. The record is from RefSeq and is a predicted model, not a curated record. The coding region runs from base 77 to 484 and encodes 135 amino acids. Gene Ontology annotation, cellular component: nucleosome.